AUGAGUAAGAUGACUAAAAACAAACUCAAUCUGACGUUGCCGCCUGGUUCGGUGGAUGUUCCCGCUGGGCAGCAGACAACGCCAACACCCUCCUUCAAAACACCAUCCGGCACCGAGUACGUAAUUGGCAAGCAUAACCUACUGGGAAAGGCGAAAAACAGUAUCGAUGCGCUUACGGAAACGUUGGAAGAGCUCGAAAUGGAAGAAAGUGCACGCAAACGCAUUAAGGUGUUUCUCAGCCAGAAGGAAAAGAUCGGCGAACUGAGCGAUGAGGAUUUGGAGAAGCUGGGCGAACUUGGUUCCGGCAAUGGAGGAGUCGUCAUGAAGGUGCGCCACAUUCCCACCCAGCUUAUAAUGGCCCGAAAGUUGAUACACCUGGAGGUGAAACCCGCGAUCAAGAAACAGAUCAUCCGCGAACUGAAGGUAUUGCAUGAGUGCAACUUCCCGCACAUCGUUGGAUUCUACGGUGCGUUCUACAGUGAUGGUGAGAUCAGCAUCUGCAUGGAGUACAUGGACGGUGGUUCGUUGGAUUUAAUUUUAAAGCGUGCCGGAAGAAUACCUGAAGCUAUAUUAGCGAAAAUAACAUCGGCGGUUCUGAAGGGUUUGAGUUACCUGCGGGAUAAGCACGCCAUCAUGCACAGGGACGUUAAACCGAGCAACAUUCUUGUAAACAGUAGCGGAGAGAUUAAGAUUUGUGAUUUUGGCGUGUCUGGACAGCUGAUCGAUUCCAUGGCGAACUCCUUCGUAGGCACUCGAAGCUAUAUGUCGCCCGAGCGUCUACAGGGUACCCACUAUUCCGUUCAAUCCGAUAUAUGGUCUCUUGGACUGUCGCUGGUGGAAAUGGCCAUUGGCAUGUAUCCCAUUCCACCGCCAGAUGCCAAAACAUUAGACUUAAUAUUCCAGGACAGGGGAGACGAUAGUUCACCCGGUCAAAGCAUCAUCGAACCGAAACCGAUGGCGAUAUUUGAGCUGCUCGAUUACAUCGUAAACGAACCACCCCCCAAAUUGGAACACAAUUCAUUUACCGAUCGGUUUAAGAAUUUUGUCGACCUUUGUCUCAAGAAAAACCCCGAAGAGCGUGCAGAUUUGAAAACAUUGAUGAGCCAUGAAUGGAUUAAAAACAUCGAAACCGAAGACGUGGAUAUUGCCGGCUGGGUAUGCAAAACGAUGGAUUUGGCACCGUCGACACCGAAGCGGAACGCAUCACCUUUUGCCAAUUAA
Molecule: messenger RNA, 1221 nt
Organism: Anopheles marshallii
Lineage: Eukaryota; Metazoa; Arthropoda; Insecta; Diptera; Culicidae
Gene: Dsor1
Product: dual specificity mitogen-activated protein kinase kinase dSOR1
Exons: 3
Coding region: 1-1221 (406 amino acids)
Biological process (GO): protein phosphorylation
Molecular function (GO): ATP binding; protein kinase activity
Source: RefSeq, a predicted model, not a curated record